Molecule: messenger RNA, 8281 nt
Organism: Oncorhynchus gorbuscha (pink salmon)
Lineage: Eukaryota; Metazoa; Chordata; Actinopteri; Salmoniformes; Salmonidae
Product: voltage-dependent T-type calcium channel subunit alpha-1H-like
Biological process (GO): sodium ion transmembrane transport; neuronal action potential; positive regulation of calcium ion-dependent exocytosis
Cellular component (GO): neuron projection; plasma membrane; voltage-gated sodium channel complex
Molecular function (GO): low voltage-gated calcium channel activity; voltage-gated sodium channel activity
Source: RefSeq, a predicted model, not a curated record
GUCAUGACUGACGGGGGGGAGAGAGAACCGGAGGAAGAGGAGGAGAGAGAACCAGAGGAAGAGGAUAAGGAAAGGGUGAGGGUCCCUUUACCGGGACAGAGGUCUGAGGGUCGGGGACAGACAGGUGAGGAAGAGGAGGAGAGAGAACCGGAGGAAGAGGAGAAGGAAAGGGUGAGGGUCCCUUUACCGGGACAGAGGUCUGAGGGUCGGGGACAGACAGGUGAGGAAGAGGAGGAGCUCCCGUACCCUUCUCUCUACCCCGUGGUUCUGUUUCGUCUCUCCCAGACCUCCCCACCUCGCUGCUGGUGCAUCAAGGCUGUCUGCCACCCGUGGUUUGAGCGUGUCUCCAUGCUGGCUAUUCUUCUGAACUGUGUGACGUUGGGAAUGUUCCAGCCCUGCGACGACGUUCACUGUCUCAACAACCGCUGCUCUUUCCUACAGGCUCUGGAUGAUGGUAUCUUUGUGUUCUUUGCGGUGGAGAUGCUGGUGAAGAUGGUGGCUCUGGGUGUUCUAGGUCAGAAGGGUUACCUUGGUGACACCUGGAACAGACUGGACUUCUUCAUCGUUAUCAUCGGGAUGUUGGAGUACUCUCUAGACGGACACAACGUCAGCCUAUCAGCCAUCAGGACUGUCAGGGUGCUCCGCCCACUACGAGCCAUCAACAGAGUACCCAGUAUGCGUAUCCUGGUGACUCUGCUCCUAGACACUCUCCCCAUGCUGGGGAACGUUCUGGCACUCUGUUUCUUCGUCUUCUUCAUCUUCGGCAUCGUGGGCGUGCAGCUGUGGGCGGGGCUACUGAGGAACAGGUGCUUCAUGGGAGAAGACUUCACAACGAUAUACAACGUCUCCUUCCUGACUGUGUACUAUCGUCCCGAGGAGACGGAGGACAUCCCUUUUAUCUGCUCAACCAAUCGGGAGAACGGAAUGCUGCGGUGUUCCGACGUUCCGCGCCGCCGAGUGGACGGGUCCUGGUGCAUGCUGGGGGCAGAAGGGGUAGGGGAGGGGCCUGGGGCAGAUGGACCAAUAGGAGGCGGGUGUGUGAACUGGUACCAGUAUUAUAAUGUCUGUCGGGCUGGGGAGCGAAACCCUCAUAAAGGAGCCAUCAACUUUGACAACAUCGGAUAUGCCUGGAUCGCUAUCUUUCAGGUGAUAACUCUGGAAGGCUGGGUGGACAUCAUGUACUAUGUAAUGGAUGCUCACUCCUUCUACAACUUCAUCUACUUUAUAUUCCUCAUCAUCGUGAUAACUCUGGAAGGCUGGGUGGACAUCAUGUACUAUGUAAUGGAUGCUCACUCCUUCUACAACUUCAUCUACUUUAUAUUCCUCAUCAUCGUGGGCUCGUUCUUCAUGCUGAACCUGUGCCUGGUCGUCAUAGCGACCCAGUUCUCAGAGACGAAGCAGCGCGAGAACGCCCUGAUGAGGUCGGAGCAGCGCGCCCGUUACCUCAGCAACGCCUCCACUCUGGCUUCCUAUCAGGAGCCGGGGUCCUGCUACGAGGAGAUACUGCGCUACAUCGGACACCUGUACCGUAAACUGACCCGCAGAGUCGCCCGGGCCGUCACACACUGCUCUACACACACACCUCGCUGUACAUGUUGGACACACGCACACCAACACACACCCAAAAGAGAGGUGAACGGAAUGGCCAAUCGGCACUCGGGACAUGGCGUCUUCCACCUUCGUCCUCCUCCUCUUCCUCGUCCGCCUAACUGCGUGGGGGUGGAGAUGAGUAACGGGGGAGUAGGGAGGAAGUUCAACUACCCCUCUAUCUACCCCCACGACCUCUACGACCUGACCCCCGACCCCAGCUACAUGACCUCCAAGGGGAGGGGCCACACCGUCACACUGGUGUUAGAGCCCAAUAAGAAGGCAGAGCACAGGGAGGUGUUGCCGUGCCCCUACUGCGUCCACGACGACCAGCUUUGUGACAACGACCAUGCCGAUUUUGAACCUAGCAACCGGCGCCAUGGCAACCUGAGCCCUCGCCGCGGUAACAGCCUUCGGCGUGUCGAUGGACAGGCCUUGAGGCCGAUCAGGGACCUAGUUGGGUGGUGGGCGGAGCUACAGGCCAGGUUGGAGCAUGUGGUGAGCAGUAGAUACUUCAACAGAGGGAUCAUGAUCUCCAUCCUCAUCAACACUCUCAGUAUGGGGAUAGAGUUCCACCAACAGCCCCAGGAGCUGACUGACAUCCUAGAGAUCAGUAAUCUAGUGUUCACCAGUCUCUUCAGUCUGGAGAUGCUGCUGAAGCUGCUGGCCUUCGGACUCUUCGGCUAUAUCAAGAACCCGUACAACGGCUUUGACAGCGUCAUCGUCAUCAUCAGUGUAUGGGAGAUCGUUGGGCAGGCGGACGGCGGUCUGUCAGUCCUGCGUACGUUCCGUCUGCUGCGGGUCCUAAAGCUGGUCAGGUUCCUGCCCGCCCUGCGCAGACAGCUGGUGGUUCUGAUGAAGACUAUGGACAACGUAGCCACCUUCUGCAUGCUGCUCAUGCUCUUCAUCUUCAUAUUCAGUAUCCUAGGCAUGCAUCUGUUUGGCUGUAAGUUUGGUCUGAAGCUGGACAGUGGAGACACGCUACCUGACAGGAAGAACUUUGACUCGCUGCUCUGGGCUAUCGUCACUGUGUUCCAGAUCCUGACUCAGGAGGACUGGAAUCUGGUCCUGUAUAACGGUAUGGCCUCCACCUCUCCUCUCGCUGCUCUCUACUUUGUGGCUCUGAUGACCUUUGGGAACUACGUCCUCUUCAACCUGCUGGUGGCCAUCUUGGUGGAGGGCUUUCAGGCGGAGGGUGAUGCUAACAGGUCAGAGUCCGACGAUGAGAAACUGUCGACCUUAGAAGAGGAGGAGAAGAUGAAGGAGCUGUAUUCAGCAGAGUUGAAGCUCCAGGCGAUGAUGUUGACUCCAAAUGGCCUUCUGAAUCCCCGAGCCUCCAUGCCCCUCCCACCCACACAGUCACCGUGGCAACAACCGCCGCCACCAUCCCCACGGCAACGCCCGCCACUCAUCCUGCACACAUUGGCCACGCCCACAACUUGCGACAGCCAAUCACGACGGGGCAGCGCCGUCUCUACGGACACAAGCAACACCCUGGACCCCAGGUCGCCGUCUCCAUGGGACAGCCGGCGCGCCAGCUGGUCUUCUAUUGGCCGAGGUCCCAGCCUACAGCAGCGGAGGAGCCAAUCUAGUGAGAGAGAUUCUCUGCUGUCAGAAGGGGCGGGGUCAGAAUGGUCCAAUCCCAGCGGGUGGAGCAGGGAGGAGUCUUUCGACCUCCUGGACCAAUCAGAGUAUCUGACCGUGCCGAUGCUCCGCCCACCUGACUGUAACGGGAAGACCUUUCACCUCCCUGACGCCGGGACCCUACGUUACUAUAGCGACCACGAGGAGGAGGAGGAGGACGCUGAGGAGAGUGUAUGUUUGCGGGUGAAGCUGGUCCUGGAGCCCUAUAAGCCCCAGUGGUGUAGAGAUCAUGAGGACUGGGCUCUCUACCUGUUCUCCCCAUGUAACAGGUUUCGUCAGUGGUGUCAGAGAGUGAUAACUCACAAGAUGUUUGAUCACAUAAUCCUCCUUUUCAUCUUCCUCAACUGCAUCACCAUCGCUCUGGAGAGACCAGACAUACAGACACACAGUACAGAGAGAGUGUUCCUCAGUGUGUCCAACCAUAUCUUCACUGUGAUCUUCAUAGCAGAGAUGACCGUUAAGGUGGUAGCCCAGGGUCUGUACUCAGGUGAAGCAGUCUAUCUGAAGAGCAGCUGGAAUGUUCUGGAUGGACUGUUGGUGUUUGUAUCUCUGCUGGACAUUCUGGUUUCCAUAGCAUCCGCCGGCGGUAACCGUAUCCUAGGAAUCCUCAGAGUGCUGCGACUCCUGCGUACCCUUCGACCCCUCAGGUGUGUGAUGUAACGUGUCCCCGGUCUGAAGCUGGUAGUAGAGACUCUGAUCACGUCUCUGAGACCCAUCGGAAACAUCGUCCUCAUCUGCUGCGGCUUCUUCAUCGUGUUUGGAAUACUGGGAGUACAGCUUUUCAAGGGUAAGUUCUUCCACUGUGAGGGGGCGGACGUGAGGAACGUGACCAAUAGGACUGACUGUCUCCGUGCCGGCUACCGGUGGACACGACGCAAAUACAACUUCGAUAACCUGGGACAGGCGUUGAUGUCUCUGUUUGUCCUGUCCUCUAAAGACGGGUGGGUCAGCAUCAUGUAUGACGGACUGGACGCCGUUGGGGUAGACCAGCAGCCGGUGAGGAACCACAACCCGUGGAUGCUCCUGUUCUUCAUCUCCUUCCUCCUCAUCGUCAGUUUCUUCGUCCUCAACAUGUUCGUGGGCGUCGUCGUGGAGAACUUCCACAAGUGUCGUCAGGACCAGGAGGAAGAGGAGGCCAAGGCCCGGGAGGAGAAGAGAGCCAAGAGAGCAGAGAAGAGGAGGAGGAAGGCCCAGGAGAGGCCCUACUAUGCAGACUACUCCCCGGUGCGUCUCACCAUCCACACGUUGUGCACCAGCCACUACCUGGACCUCUUCAUCACCGUCAUCAUCGCUACCAACGUCCUCACCAUGAGCAUGGAGCACUACAACCAGCCGCAGUAUCUGGAGGAGGGGUUGAAGUAUUGUAACUACGUCUUCACUCUGGUGUUUGUUAUCGAGACGGUCCUCAAACUCAUCGCCUUCGGGCUGAGACGCUUCUUCAAGGAGAGGUGGAACCAGCUGGACCUGGCCAUCGUGUUGUUGUCCGUGAUGGGCAUCACUCUGGAGGAGAUUGACCUCAACGCGUCACUGCCCAUCAACCCCACCAUCAUACGCAUCAUGAGAGUACUGAGGAUCGCUAGAGUGUUGAAGCUUUUGAAGAUGGCAACAGGGAUGAGGGCUCUACUAGACACUGUAGUUCAGGCCCUGCCUCAGGUGGGGAAUCUGGGUCUCCUCUUCAUGCUGCUGUUCUUCAUCUAUGCAGCACUGGGAGUGGAGCUGUUUGGGAAACUGGAGUGUUCCGAGGAGAACCCGUGUGAGGGUCUGAGUCGUCACGCCACGUUCCAGAACUUUGGCAUGGCGUUCCUCACCUUGUUCCGCGUUUCCACCGGUGACAACUGGAAUGGAAUUAUGAAGGACACGCUGCGGGACUGUCGUCCAGAGGACCGUUCCUGUCUGUCCUACCUUCCUCUGGUUUCUCCGGUCUACUUCGUGACCUUCGUCCUGACGGCCCAGUUCGUGCUGGUCAACGUGGUGGUGGCGGUGCUGAUGAAACACCUCGAGGAGAGCAACAAGGAGGCACAGGAGGAGGCAGAGGAGGAGGCCAAGGAGGAGGAGGCGCGUCAGGAGGAGGCCAGGCAACAGGAGGCCAGGCAAGAGGAGGCGCGACAGGAGGCCAUUUGUCCCUUUAGCAACGCCACAGUGUGCGGCGUGGAAUCAUCUGGACAGGUUGUGGAAGAAGAGCGUUGUCGUGGUAGCCUGCUGACGGCGGGCCGGCCGUCUCUGUCUCGUAUGAUGUCUCUGCCUAGCGACAGCUACAUGCUCCGCCCCCUACAGCCUCUCGGACACACCCGCUACCCUCCCAUUGGCCACGACACCUACAAGGGAUGCGGUUUCUCAGGUUCUGUCUACUCUAUGGGUUCUAGCGGAGCAGGAUCCCUACUGCAGGUCCCGGGGGCGUUACCGUCUGGAAGCCACGCAUCCCUCAGCUCCAGGGGCUCCAGCUGCAGACCCACAGUCAGGCUCAGCCCCUCCCACAGCGUAGACAGAUACUCCCUCUCCAUGGCGAGACACACCCCCAGGAGGCCUGGCCACGUUGACAGAAGACGGGCCUCUUAUAUACAUAGCCCAUCCCACAGUAUGGACACACAUAGUUACAGACUCAGCCCUGCUCAGAGCAUCGACAGAGACUCCUCCCGUUACCUCGAUAGACGGGCCUCUUAUAUCCACAGCCCCUCCCACAGCAUGGACAGUAGACACACCCCUUAUAUCCACAGCCCCUCCCACAGCAUGGACAGUAGACACACCCCUUAUUUCCACAGCCCCUCCCACAGCAUGGACAGAAGACACACCCCUCAUAUGGAUAGACACACCCCUUAUAUCCACAGCCCAUCCCACAGCAUGGACAGUAGACACACCCCUUAUGUCAGUAGCCCCGCACACAGCAUCAAUAGACACACCCCUCAUAACAAUAGACACACCUCUUAUAUGAGUAGCCCAUCCCACAGCAUGGACAGACAGCCGGGACCCAGCUCCUCCCUCGGUGUGAGAAGACAGCUGAGGAGACAGGAGGCGGUGCGUUGUGACUCUGAGGACCUGAGCUGCAGUUCCACCGACGAUCUGCGGGGAGGGAGCUCUGUCGACGGCACCCACCUCACCGUACCCAGCAUGCACCUCUCACCGCUACCCAGCCUGCCCCCUGGUGGUAACACACACCUGGACGUACACCAGCCCUCCUCGCCGUCCCGCGCCUCCCGAGGACGCACCGUACACACACUGCGUCACACACACAGUCAGAGGGUUAUAUCUACCAGAGGACACAGUAGGAGCCACAGUGACAGCGGGCUCCAGCGGCCCCCCACCCCUCAGACGACAGACAACCCACAGACACCCCAGACCCCAGGUCCCAGCCUCACCCUCGCUCUCUGCUCUGGAGGUCCCAGCCUGUCCCUCUCCUCCCCCUCCACACCCUCAACCCCCAACCUCACCCUCACCCUCUCUACUCCCUCCACUCCCCAGAGCCCUCAGACCAGCUUUGACCCAAAGCAGAGUCCCAGUUCCAGCCGUGAUCCAUUUCCCCUGAGCCUCGGCUCCAGUCCUAGACGUCUCCCCACUUCCUUUCCAGAUGAGACUGAUGAUGAAGUCUGUCGCAUCACACACCACGUGACCAGCCCCUCACACACACCUGAGCACACACACCACGCGUCCAGCCCCUCACACACACCCUGCUCUCCACACACCUCCCUCCACGCCUGCAUCUCAUUUGAAGAGGACCAGAGGAGCCAGUGUCUCAGCAGCCAAUCGGCGUCUCCCGUUCGAGAGUGGACCAGGAAGCAGAGGAUGAGCCCGCCCUGCAUCUCCGUAGCCCCACCUGCUGAAGCCCAGGUUUCCACGGUGACCCAGUCGACGGACAGCAGCAUGCAUCUGAGGAGGCGGACCCUGUCGGUUGACUCCGCCUCUCAGAGAGACUCAUUGGACACGAACCCAGCGGAGACACGCCUUUCUGUUCCCUUUCUCCAAUUGGACUCCAGCUUUAUAAGCAUCACGGUGGAUUCUGACCAAUCAGGAUGUGCGUUAUUGACGGACAACGAACCCGUCGAGGGGGGAGGGGAGAGAAGGGGGAGGAGCUCGGAACUCUCAGUCUCUGCUGGGAUUGGUUCCCAACCCUCUCAGAAGGAGGAGCUUAGUGCGCAUGCUCAGCACACGGGAAGGAGAGGUGGAGACUCAACCCUGACCUCUGACCUCUAAGAAAUAGUUUCCUUUCUCCAACCCUCCUCCUAGAGAGACUCUGGUGAGGCAGCAGGGUUUUAGUCCAGCCCUGUUGGAACAGGUCUGAUUCAGCCAAUCAGCUGUUGAUAAGGACAAACAUGACCUUUGACCCCUAACCCUUGACCCCCCCCCAGAAAGACUGCUGUGCUGUAGCCCCUCCCCCCUGAGGACCCGUAGCCCCUCCCCCCUGAUGUCAGAGUGUGACAUCAUGGUACGGAAUGAUAUGCAAUUGGACCCCCGCCCACCGUCUCCCUCCCUCACCCACCCAUUGGUGGAAACUGUGUGUCUGUUAGGAGACGAUAUGUGUGUGACAUCAUCAGAACCUCCGGCACUGAACACUGCCACCUGCCAUUAGUCGACCUUUAACCACGUCACCUUUAAUCACCUUUGACCUUUCACCCCUGGCGACAGCCUCCCGUCGCUGCCGGUUGACGUCGGAGUCACGUCCUUUUCCCCUGGAGGACCAUUUAAAACACGAAGAAGUUUUGAGUAGCACUAGAUCUAACGACGUCACCUUUUAACCUUCGACCUUUAUCUGAUGUUUUGUCUGUUUCUUCCUUAUUGUACAGCUUCUGUCAGGUCCUGUUUUAGUCCAGACACUUCUCCUGUCUCCAUGGUUACUACCAGACACAUACAUAGAGAAACAUGUUGUUAAAUAUAAUGGCUAGAUAUAUGACUGUGGUUACUAUAACUAACUAACUGACAGAUUAGGAACUCUGUCACUUUAACUUAUAAUUACUAGAACUACUCUCUCUCUGUCCCUCUCUGUCUGUCCCUCUCUCUGUCUCUGUCCCUCUCUCUCUCUGUCUCUCUCUCCCUCUCUCUCUCUCCCUCUCUCUCUCCC